AUGGGUAUCCCGGCGGCUUUCCGAUGGCUUUCAAACAAGUAUCCCAAGAUCAUUUCUCCAGUCAUCGAGGAGCAACCCGUAAAGAUGGAGGAUGGGUCAGAAAUCCCCGUUGACACGACCGGGCCUAACCCGAAUGGCGAGGAGCUCGACAACUUGUAUCUCGACAUGAACGGUAUCGUACACCCAUGUUCUCAUCCCGAGGAUCGCCCUGCUCCCAAGGAUGAGGAGGAGAUGAUGCUUGAAGUCUUCAGGUACACAGAUCGUGUUGUCAACAUGGUCAGGCCGCGGAAGCUGCUAAUGAUUGCUGUUGACGGCGUCGCGCCACGUGCCAAGAUGAACCAACAACGAUCUCGUCGCUUCCGGUCCGCGCAGGAAGCUCAGGAAAAGGAGGAGGAUAAGCAAGAGCUUCUGAAAUUGUUGAAGCAGCAAAAUGGCGGUGCUAUACCCGAUGACACGCUCGAGGGCGUCGCCAAGAAGGCUUUUGACUCCAAUUCCAUUACUCCCGGCACUCCGUUUAUGGAUACUCUGGCCUCGAGCUUGAGAUACUGGUGCGCGUAUAAACUGAACACAGAUCCGGCCUGGGCAAAACUCAAGAUCAUCAUUUCCGAUGCGACAGUUCCUGGUGAGGGAGAGCACAAGAUCAUGUCUUUUGUGCGAUCUCAGCGCAUCUCUCCGGACUACGAUCCGAAUACCCGACACGUCAUUUACGGCCUCGACGCUGACUUGAUAAUGCUUGGCCUCGCGACUCACGAGCCUCACUUUCGAGUUCUACGUGAGGAUGUCUUCUUCCAAGACAGCAAGGCCAAGAUGUGCAAGCUCUGUGGACAAAAGGGCCACGAGGCUCGCGCUUGUCGUGGGCAGGCUAAAGAGAAGGCUGGCGAAUUUGACGAGCAGGAUAAGAGCCCUGCUUUGAAACCAUUCAUCUGGCUUCACGUCCCCAUCCUGCGGGAAUACUUGGCCGUAGAGCUCAAUGUCCCAGGUCUACCCUUCCGCUUCGAUCUGGAGAGGGCCCUCGAUGACUGGGUUUUCAUGUGCUGCUUCGUUGGCAACGACUUUUUGCCUCACUUACCGGCCCUAGAGAUCCGGGAGAACGGAAUCGACACAUUGACAGCGAUUUGGAAAGACAACUUGCCGUUCAUGGGUGGCUAUGUCACAAAGGACGGUCACGUCGACUUGGGUCGGGCGCAGUACAUUCUCAAUGGCCUAGCCAAGCAAGAGGAUGCGAUCUUCAAGAGGCGAAAGGAGACUGAAGAUCGCAGAGAGGCCAGUUUCAAACGGAGAAAGCUUCAAGAAGAACAGCGUAACCCAAAGUUUGCUAAACCGAAGCAGGUCGACGAUGCAUCUGCAGGCUUGAGCUUAUUCGCGGUCGCAGGAGGCGCAAACGGCAUCACCCACGAUAAAGUGGUUGGUCGCUCUUCGAACAUGAAUACCAAUACCGCCAACAAGAGUGCUGCAAGCGCUAUACGAGAUCAACUCAAAGGGUUGAUGUCCAAGAAUGAGCCUGGUCAGGAAGAUGACGCCGCGAAGGCCACUAAGGAAGAGGUCCUCAACCCGCCGGAUCAAAAUUCCGUACUCGGCAAACGCAAAGCCAACGAUGAUGCGGCGCCCCAGGCCGGUUCCGCUCCGGCAAGCGCAAAAGGCCCCAGCACGUCAUCCGCUGCCGAGGAGGCCGCCGUGGAUCAUGUUAGAAUGUGGGAAGAGGGCUACGCCGAUCGAUACUACGAACAAAAGUUUCAUGUUGAUCGGAGCGACAACGAUUUCCGGCACAAGGUUGCGCAGGCUUACGUGGAGGGCCUAUCCUGGGUUUUGCUGUACUACUUUCAGGGCUGUCCCUCAUGGGAAUGGUACUAUCCGUACCAUUACGCGCCGUUUGCUGCCGACUUUGUGGAUCUUGAGAAGAUGAACGUUCAUUUCGAAAAGGGUCGUAUUUCAAAGCCAUUCGAGCAGUUGAUGAGUGUACUGCCUGCAGCUUCUCGCCAUGCGUUACCCGAAGUCUUCCACGAUCUCAUGCUGAAUGAGGAUAGCGAUGUCAUCGACUUUUACCCUUCAGAUUUCGAAAUUGAUCUGAACGGAAAGAAGAUGGCGUGGCAGGGUGUAGCGCUGUUGCCGUUUAUUGAGAUGCCAAGGUUGCUAGCCGCCAUCGAGACGAAGUAUCCCCUCCUGAGCGAAGCAGAUCAGGCACGGAAUAGUGUCGGAAGAGAUGUGCUGCUCUUGUCAGAUGCUCACCACGAAUUGUACGAUGAGAUCACUACCAGCUUCUACUCCAAGAAACAGGGUGCGCCGACGCUCAAGCUCAGUCCGCGCACCAGCGAUGGGCUGGCUGGCAACAUUGAAAAGAUUCCCGAAUAUCUGCCUCACGGGGAAUUGUUAUAUCCCUUGGAGCGAGGAGGAAUGCCCAACCUCGACUACGACAGGUCUCUAAGGGUCUGGUACACGUUCCCGGAAAGUUCGCACCCUCACAAGUCGAUGCUGCUGCGUGGUGCCAAGCCUCCGGCUCCAGCCCUAGAUCGCAACGACAUUGAGACCCUAAAAGGGAAGUCAUCCCGAGGCGGGCGUAGCUAUGGGGGAGACGCCAAGACCGGGGACCGCCCUCGCACGGGAGUAACGGUGGCUAUGGACGGCAAGCAUUCCAGCCAUCAGGGCCACCACACAUCCAGUCAUCGUGGCAACCUCCUCCUCCAGGGCACCCUGGGUUCGGUAUGGGCCUGCCGCCGCCGCCGCCGCCGCCGCCGGGGUAUGGAAACGAUGGACGAGUAUCCAACGGUUCCUAUCGCGGAGGAGGCUAUCACCAGCAACAAAAUUACGGGCCACCGCCGCCAGGGCCACAUUCGCAAUAUGGCUAUCCCGAUGGAGGUCGCCAAGGAGGUCGCGGCAGCUACCAGGGUCGUGGAGGCCAUAGUGGUGGACGCGGUGGCGGCGGUGGUAGAUAUGGCAGUGGACGCCACAAUUACUGAUAUUCGGACAGUCGACGUUGUGCGAAGUUGA
Messenger RNA from Colletotrichum orchidophilum, 2985 nucleotides. RefSeq names its product XRN 5'-3' exonuclease. The transcript is spliced from 4 exons. Gene Ontology annotation, molecular function: RNA binding; zinc ion binding; 5'-3' RNA exonuclease activity. Bases 1 to 2985 code for a protein of 994 amino acids. The record is from RefSeq and is a predicted model, not a curated record. Gene Ontology annotation, biological process: nuclear-transcribed mRNA catabolic process. Gene Ontology annotation, cellular component: nucleus. NCBI's taxonomy places the organism in Eukaryota, Fungi, Ascomycota, Sordariomycetes, Glomerellales, Glomerellaceae.